Molecule: messenger RNA, 2220 nt
Organism: Cryptomeria japonica (Japanese cedar)
Lineage: Eukaryota; Viridiplantae; Streptophyta; Pinopsida; Cupressales; Cupressaceae
Product: OVARIAN TUMOR DOMAIN-containing deubiquitinating enzyme 7
Exons: 1
Coding region: 317-1927 (536 amino acids)
Biological process (GO): protein deubiquitination
Molecular function (GO): cysteine-type deubiquitinase activity
Source: RefSeq, a predicted model, not a curated record
AAGGUUAAAGCCUUCACUAAUUGCUAAGACCUACGGAUUGGCACUUUCCAUGUUUCUGAGUAUAAGGUUCCUUGCAUUCUCCAACUCACUGAUGUGUUCAAAUUUUAUGUAAUUAUCAAGACUGGGAGAAUUAUAUUUUUUUGUUACUUUUUAGAACUUGAGACACCCUUUGGUUAAAUUAAAAGAAAUUAUAGGUUUGUGUAGUUCUCUCUCAUUUUGCCUGCUCUAACGCUCUUGGGUGAGUUUUCUGCCUGUUGAUCUGCAAAGAAAAUGCUCUAGAGAUAGACUGAAUUCCACCAUUUUACAAGAUUUCAGUAUGGCCAGGAUCAGAAAGGCUACCAGAGCUAAAUCCAAUGUUCUUCCUGAGCCUGAAAACCAUGAAGAAGAAGGGAAAGAUAAAGAAGAGAAAGAGGCAGCGAAAGAGAAAGAGAAAGAAGAGGAGAAGGAGAAAUACAUUCAGGGAAAGGAAAUGGGGAAGGCCAAGGCAGAAACAGAAGAGGAAGAGGAGGGAGAGGGAGAGAGACAGGUGGAGGGAGAAGUCGAAGCUGCAAGCACAAAUUCUAUGGGCCAAGACCAGAGAAGCGUGGAACAGGGUAAGGAUAAUGAGGAUGCAUUUAGAGCCCAGCUGGCUAAACUGGGGCUAAGAAUUGUGCAUGUCACAGGAGAUGGAAACUGUUUGUUCAGAGCUCUGUCACAUCAACUGUGCGGUGACCAAGAAUUAUAUGCAGAGUAUCAUGAUAAAGUGGUCCACCACUUGGUGUGGUAUCCUGAAGAAUUUGCAGAUUUCUUCAGUGAAGGAGACGCUGGGAGUUUUGAAGAAUUCUAUACAAAAAUGUCACAAGAUGCAGCCCGGAGUGUUGAUUUGGAGCUUCAUGCAGCUUCAAAGGCCUUCUACACGAAUAUUCGUGUCUACUGGUUUGAUCAAGGACAAUUAGCAGUUUCUGAAAUAAAGAAUUUUGAUGAUGCAGGUACUCUCUUGUUGUCAUAUCAUAAUGGCACCAACUUCAAUAGCCUGCACAUCAAAGGUUGUGACUCUUCCGAGGAUUCAGAGGAGGAGGAGGAAGAGGAAGAAGAUGAUGCUGCAAGAACAAGUUCUACGGGCCAAGACCAGAGAAGCGUGGAACAGGGUAAGGAUAAUAUGGAUGCAUUUAGAGCCCAGCUGGCUGAACUGGGGCUAAGAAUUGUGGACAUCACAGGAGAUGGCAACUGUUUGUUCAGAGCUCUGUCAGAUCAGCUGUGUGGUGACCAAGAAUCACAUGCAGAGUAUCGUCAGACAGUGGUGCAAUACUUGGUUAGCUAUCCUGAAGAGUUUGCAGGUUUCUUCAGUGAAGGAAACGCUGGGAGUUUUGAAGAAUACUAUACAAAAAUGUCAAAAGAUGCAGAAUGGGGUGGUAAUUUGGAGCUUUACGCAGCUUCAAAGGCCUUCUACAUGAAUAUUCGUGUCUACAGGUUUGAUCAAGGACAAUUAGCAGUUUCUGAAAUAAACAAUUUUGAUGAUGCAGGUACUCUCUUGUUGUCAUAUCAUAAUGGCACCCACUACAAUAGCCUGCACAUCAAAGGUUGUGACAAUUCCGAGGAUGAAGAGAGAGCAGAUUACAAAACAAAAGAAAAAAUGAAGGAUUCAGAGGAGCAUGAUAAUGAUUCGGUGGAGCUCAUUACGUCUGCAACAGGUUAUACAGGGGCUGAUCUAAUUAGAUCUGAGCUGCAACUGGUAGAUGGUGAUACAGCUGCUGCAGUAGAUAUGAUAUUAGAAGAACUAACUUCAACAAUGGAUUCAGCCAAGAAUGAUGAAGGGGAGAUUGUAGACCCACCCUGUAUAAACAAUGAUUCCCAAAGAAAUUCAAGAAAGAGAAAAUACACCCAGAUGAAAAGAAAGACUAGAAGGGUAAUGAGGAUAACAAUAGCAACAGCAGCAAAGAAGGCUUAGGCUAAUAAAGCUGGAAACCUUCUAAAGUCAACUGGAUUCAGAGCACCUAUUAGCAAAUUCGCUGGAAGCUCUUCUUGGUAUUUAAUGGAAGGCAGGACUGAUAGUACUCUAAUUAAUUAUGUGCAACUUAAUGGUGUUUGAUUUGGCAUAUUCAAAAUUGCCGAUGGAGCUCACCUUUCUUGCAUUUUAAACCAAUUUUUAAUAUGUUUUCAUUUAAAUCUUGAGAAUUUUUCAAUAUUCAAAUCCUUGUCUGUACUAUUUAGCAAUAAAGGAGUUUCCAAUUUGAUUUAUCC